Paramecium sonneborni is the source of this 787-nucleotide messenger RNA. NCBI's taxonomy places the organism in Eukaryota, Ciliophora, Oligohymenophorea, Peniculida, Parameciidae. The record is from the annotation of a GenBank genome assembly.
AUUUCGAAUGUUUCAAACAAUGUUAACAUUACCUGUAAUAUUUUUCGGUCAUGGAUCUCCGAUGAAUGGAAUAGAAGUCAAUGCAUUCUCUUUGAAAUGGAAAGAACUUGCUAGGACUCUACCAAAACCAAAUUCAAUCUUAGCUGUAUCAGCUCAUUGGGAGACAGAUGGCGUAAAAUUAACAGGAAACAUAAAAUAAAAAACAAUUCAUGACUUUGGAGGAUUUCCAAAAAAAUUGUAUGAAUAAUAGUAUAAUCCUCCUGGUAAUUUAAACUUAUGUGAAAGAAUCUAAAAAUUGAUUCCUGAAGCUAAAAUUGACAACUCUUGGGGAUUAGAUCACGGAACAUGGACAAUACUUUAAUGGAUGUAUCCUGAAUAAGAUAUUCCUGUUAUACAAAUAAGUCUUAACACAAGAUUUUCAGAAGCAGAACAUUAUAAUCUUGGAAAGAAAUUAGCUCCAUUAAGAAAAGAAGGAGUGAUGAUAAUAGGAAGUGGAAACAUAAUUCAUAGUUUUAAAGAAAUGGAAUGGACAGAUACUGCAAAGCCUAGACCUUGGGCAGCAUAAUUCAAUGAGUCAGUCAAAGACAUGAUCCUAAAAAAAGAACAUGAUAAAUUAAUAAACUACAAAAAAUUAGAAUAUGGUGUCAGAGCCAGUCCAACUCCAGAACACUAUUUGCCCGUAUUAUACAUAUUAGGUCUUUAAGAAAGUACAGAUAAAGUGACUUUCUUUAAUGAUGAAGUUGUAAUGGCUUCAUUCUCAAUGACUAGUUUUGUUAUUAGUUCUUGA